Pelobates fuscus (common spadefoot toad) is the source of this 2427-nucleotide messenger RNA. Its product is annotated as BOS complex subunit NCLN-like. The record is from RefSeq and is a predicted model, not a curated record. Gene Ontology annotation, biological process: regulation of signal transduction. The transcript has 15 exons. The coding region runs from base 47 to 1726 and encodes 559 amino acids. Gene Ontology annotation, cellular component: endoplasmic reticulum membrane. Lineage: Eukaryota; Metazoa; Chordata; Amphibia; Anura; Pelobatidae.
UAAUGACCCCAGCAGACAAGCUGUGACAUUGCGUACGGCACUCAGCAUGCUGAGGAAAGCAGUCUGUAUGACACCCAGUGCUGUUUUUACUGUGGGGGUCGUUAUCCCAGGGGUGAUGGGAGUCGCACUACUUCUGCUCAUUGUUCCUGUGACCUGCCUGGAGUUUCCAGUCUAUCGCAUGCAGCAAUACACUCUGCAGGGACAGCCACAUGGGUCUCAGAGUUCACUGGUCCAAGCGGAAAGCAGAACGCUAGAAGCUGAGCUUCUAACACGUCGUUGUAUUAUAAUGCGUCUGAAAGAUUUCACAAUGGAGAAAUGGGGUCAGAUUCUCAGCCAGCCUGCUGGGGCCGUGCUUAUUCUUGUCCCUCUCGAUCUUCCCUCAGUGCUGCCGUCAUCAGAACAGAACUUCAUGGAACAGGAGUUCGAUCUCUUAACCAAUAAGACUUUGCUUCCAAUUUACUUCGCCCUGGAGGAGACAGAGGUCCUUGCUAUCUAUGAAGAAACAAAAGCUGCCUCUCUAACUCUGAGAUCAUCCUCAGCUCUGGAAGUCUUGUUCGGCAUGGUGAUGGGAAGCGGUUUCCAAAUGAUAACGGGGGAAACACAGAGUAAACCUGUCAUCAACUCAGCCAUUGUCACCCUGGAGGGACACCUGACAGGUCGAGGAAAUGUUGGGGAUCUGCUGACUGUGGUCAUCGUUGCUCAUUAUGAUUCGUUUGGGGCUGCACCUUGGCUGGCAUACGGGGCAGACUCUAAUGGCAGUGGUGUGGCCGUCCUGAUGGAGAUGAUCCGCCUUUUUCACCUAUUAUAUAAGAGCUCCCGGAGCAAGCCCAGGUACAACCUGCUGUUUGCGCUCACUGGCGGAGGGAAGUUUAACUAUCAGGGAAGCAAGCACUGGAUUGAGGAACACCUGGACCAUUCUGAGACCAGCAUCCUCCAUGAAAACGUGGCCUUUGUAUUGUGUCUGGACACGUUGGCUAGCGGUAACACUCUUUAUCUCCACGUUUCCAAACCUCCUCCAGAAGGCUCAGCCCAGUGGGAAUUCGUCCAAGAGCUGCAAUCGGUAAUCGGUUCUCCUCUGUUCUUUGGUGUUAACUUUUCACUAAUACACAAAAAAAUUAAUUUGGGAGAUUCGCUUCUGGCGUGGGAACAUGAGCAGUUCAGUCUGCGCAGAGUGCCAUCAUUCACCAUCUCUCACCUGGACAGCCACAAACGUGGUUUGAAAAACACCAUAUUGGACACCAGAUCCCAAGUCGAUAUAAAGACGCUGACUCGGAACACACGGAUCCUGAGCCAAGCGCUGGCCAUGUUUAUGUAUAAAGAAACAAUCAAGGAGACCAGAGACAAACUGGAUAUCUUUCAAGGGGAGCUGGAAGUACAAGCUCCCCGGCUAACGUCCAUCAUUGAUUGGUUGGUAUCCCAGCCCCGGGCAACCCAACUCAUCGGAAAAAGCCACCCAUUGCUGUCCACCAUGGAGCAACUCUUCAGGCGCCACCUGAGUGACGUGAGGCGCCAUGUGUUCAAGGCAGACAACAGACAUCCUGAGAUUAUUUUCUACGACCAGCUGAAACAAACAAUGACAUCAUACAGGGUGAAGCCCGCUGUCUUUGAUUUAUUUGUAGCUGUCAUUGUUGCCGUAUACCUGUGUGUGAUCCAUCACUCCAUCCAGAAUUUUGGUCGCUUGUACUACGGGAUUGUGAGACUGAUUGGAAAGCAGAAGAAAAAAUGAAUGAUGCGAUCAUCAGUACAAAAUAAGGGAAUCUGCAGAAAAACAAAAAGAUUUCUAUUUUAACCCCUUAGGGACACAUGACAUGUGUGACAUGUCAUGAUUCCCUUUUAUUCCAGAAGUUUGGUCCUUAAGGGGUUAAUAAACCAAGCAGCCACACAGAAACCUGCUCAUUUACGGUCACGUUCUGUGAUUGACCUGUCUGCACAUAAAGCAGAUAUUAUUACUGUUACUGGAUCUCACACUAGAUGAAUGGAACAGUCACCAUAGUAAGAGCCACUUCCUCCACCACUGAGAGCACAUUGUCACUGUCGGAGCUAGUCUGCCCACUGGUGAUAACCUGGAACGCACGUCUGCUGCUUCAAAAACAUUCCGAUCCAUUUUUAGUUAUCGCUGCUGAUACUGGAACUCCGUCUUUGUGCUCCCACCAACGUUUUUAAUGUGCGCUGGAUAUAAACUCAGAAAUCCAGAAGAUUAUAAGGUUUCCAUUCUAUACGGAGAAAGAUCGGCUAUAAAGGGUUUUAUUGCUCUGUAAGAUAAUAUCUCUGGAGUUUCUCAGGGUUUACAGGUGUUGUGGAUAUUCUGAUGAUUUUCAAUAAAACAUUACUGUGCGUUAAAAAAUUGGAGUCCUUGGCUAUAAAAUUCCUUCUGUUUCACAUCGCUGUCUGAGAGAGACGAAGACAGGGGCUGUUAUGUGUUCCCCC